Messenger RNA from Aspergillus udagawae, 876 nucleotides. RefSeq lists its product as uncharacterized. The record is from RefSeq and is a predicted model, not a curated record. Gene Ontology annotation, cellular component: nucleus; 90S preribosome. The transcript has 5 exons. Bases 1 to 876 code for a protein of 291 amino acids. NCBI's taxonomy places the organism in Eukaryota, Fungi, Ascomycota, Eurotiomycetes, Eurotiales, Aspergillaceae.
AUGUCUGAUGUCCCACCGAAUCCGUCCGGCCUCUCGGCCAAGGUGAACAAGAAGCGCAAGAGACAGGCGGAGGAAGCUCCCAAGGAAGAUAAAGCUGCACCGGCCAAAUCUACCAAUAAUAAUACCUCGGAGGCAGCUGAGGGCCCUCAAAAGAAGAAGAAGAAGAAUUCCAAAAACAAGCAGAAGCAACAAAAGAAGAAGGAGCAGGAUGAUGAUCCCAAACAGCAGGAGCGAAAAGGCGCCAUCGACGAGUCUAUCGGCAAGAUGGACGGCCGGUUGCUGGCUGAUCACUUUGUCCAGAAGGCGAAGAGACAUAAUAAGGAGCUGACUGCGGUUGAAUUGGGUGAUCUGAGCGUUCCAGACUCGGCAUUCCUCGACACAUCCUCUUUCGAAUCACCCAGAUCGCUAGACCAGCUUCCUGCGUUUCUCAAAGCUUUCAGCCCCAACAAGGGCUCUGGACUUUCAAAGGCAUCGGAGCAAAAGGGCACGCCGCAUACGCUAGUGGUAUGUCCCGCUGCGCUUAGAGCAGCUGAUGUGGUGAGGGCUCUCCGUACGUUCCAGAGCAAGGAUUCGACAGUCGGCAAGUUGUUCGCAAAGCACAUCAAGCUCGAGGAAGCAAAACAGUUCUUGCAGCGCGCACGAACAGGCCUUGGAGUCGGGACCCCGGCCCGAAUUUCAGACUUGAUCGACGCUGGGAGCCUCAAAUUGGACGAACUAGAGCGCAUCGUGAUUGACGGGUCCUACAUUGACCAAAAACAGCGUGGCAUCUUUGACAUGAAGGAAACGCAUCUCCCACUCCUCCAGUUGCUCACUCGCUCCGAGUUCCGUGAACGAUAUGGAGCAAAACAGAAGCGGAUUCAGAUUUUGGUAUUUUAA